UGUGGUUUGGAUGAAAUUCCUUUCCAAUAAAGUAGCUAAAAAGGCCCCCUCACUAAAGUUACCUUCCAUUUUUUCUAAGAACCACUCGUUUUCCCGAUUUAUACCCAGUUCAGGAACCAUGAUGAUGGGUCCACGGACUUUCAUAUAAGUGUAUUUCUCCGAAGUCUCACAGACUUCAAAAGUCCUCUUAUUGCAGGUGAUAUUCAUACACCGGACAGGUUUUCAGGAAUAAUGCAUGGCCAUGGCCUUGGCAGUGAAAGGGAUCCUCUCUUGACCAGACAUGUGAUAUUCAUACACCGGACAGGUUUUCAGGAAUAAUGCAUGGCCAUGGCCUUGGCAGUGAAAGGGAUCCUCUCUUGACCAGACAUGCAGGUAGAAAGAGAGAUGAUGCAGCCGAGAAUGGUCAGCUCACUGACCUUGAGCAUGGGGAUGGAGCACCGGCCCCAAACGUGGGAUUCUUCCGGGUGCUUUCACUAGCCAAACCUGAAGCGGGUAAGUUGGUCAUUGCAACAAUAGCACUCUUGAUUGCAUCAACUUCUAGCAUUUUGAUUCCAAAAUUUGGGGGAACAAUUAUCGAUAUUGUUUCAAGGAAUAUCCAAACUGAUGAACAGAGAGAUGAAGCAAUAGGAGCUGUAAAAAGCACUAUUCUUGAAAUAUUUUUUAUUGUAAUUGUGGGUUCAAUCUGCACAGCACUUCGUGCAUGGUUGUUCUCUUCUUCUAGUGAAAGAGUUGUGGCUCGCUUGAGAAGGAACUUAUUCAGCCACCUCAUUCACCAAGAGAUAGCCUUCUUUGAUGUCACCCGAACUGGGGAGCUCCUUAGUAGGCUCUCUGAAGACACUCAGAUCAUAAAAAGUGCAGCAACAACAAAUCUUUCAGAGGCUCUGAGGAAUCUUUCUACUGCAUUUAUUGGUCUAGGAUUCAUGUAUACAACUUCAUGGAAACUAACAUUGUUGGCUUUAGUAGUUGUUCCAGCCAUAUCAGUUGGUGUACGCAAAUUUGGCCGUUAUAUGCGUGAACUUUCCCACAAGACACAAGCUGCAGCGGCAGCUGCCUCAUCAAUUGCUGAGGAAAGUUUUGGGGCAAUACGCACAGUCAGGUCUUUUGCGCAAGAAGAUUAUGAGGCAUCACGGUACUCUUUAAAAGUGGAAGAGACUUUGAACCUUGGACUUACUCAGGCUAGAGUAGUUGGUCUUUUCUCUGGAUGCCUAAAUGCAGCAUCAACCCUAUCAGUCAUUAUUGUAGUGCUUUAUGGAGCUACUUUGACAAUUAAUGGCUCAAUGACAGCUGGAUCUCUGACAUCGUUUAUUCUUUAUAGCUUAACUGUUGGAUCCUCGGUAUCUGGACUAUCUGGAUUAUACACUGCAGCGAUGAAAGCUGCAGGAGCAAGUAGGAGAGUUUUUCAGCUCUUGGAUCGGGUCUCAUCAAUGCCAAAAUCAGGAAAUAUUUGUCCUUUAGGAGAUCAAGAUGCAGAGGUAGAAUUAGAUGAUGUUUGGUUUGCUUAUCCUUCCCGACCCAACCAUAUGGUUCUCAAGGGUAUUACGUUGAAACUAGAACCUGGGUCAAAAGUUGCACUGGUUGGUCCAAGUGGCGGCGGAAAGACUACAAUAGCUAAUUUGAUAGAGAGAUUUUAUGAUCCCACCCAAGGAAAGGUCUUCCUCAACCGGGUUUCUUUGUUAGAAAUCUCUCAUGAACAUUUACACAAAAAGGUCAGCAUAGUGAGCCAGGAACCCAUUCUUUUCAAUUGCUCUAUUGAAGAGAACAUUGCCUAUGGCUUGGGUGGCACAACAAGCAUGAUAGAUAUUGAAAAUGCAGCUAAAAUGGCAAAUGCCCAUGAGUUCAUUUCAAAUUUUCCUGAAAAAUACCAAACACAUGUGGGAGAGCGUGGGCUAAGGCUUUCAGGUGGUCAGAAACAGAGAAUAGCAAUUGCUAGAGCUUUGCUGAUGAAUCCGAGGGUUUUACUUCUGGAUGAAGCCACAAGUGCUCUUGAUGCUGAAAGCGAGUAUCUUGUUCAGGAUGCGAUGGAUUCUCUUAUGAAAGGGAGGACUGUACUUGUCAUAGCUCACAGGCUUUCCACCGUGAAGAGUGCAAACACUGUGGCAGUGAUCUCUGGUGGGCAGAUAGUUGAGAGUGGGACUCAUGAUGAGCUUCUAAGCAAGGAUGGCAUUUAUACAGCACUGGUUAGGAGGCAGUUGCAGGCACCUAAAGACUGAAAUGUAUACCUUACCUUCUAGCAGCAGUUUCUUGUGGAGUAACAAUUGAGAACUACAAUGCAAUCAGAUUGGAGUUACUUGUUUAGGAACUACCUACCAGACACAAUUUGAAAUCUACUGCGUACGCCUAGUGAUGGACCCGGGCCGGGUCAAGGCCCGGUUGGGCCUCGGGUCUUGUAAUGGUAGGCCCGGGACCGGCCCGGGCAAUGGCCGGUUCCGGUUCGGGCCGGGCCACCUGCCCGGGUCGGGCCACCCGCCGGGCCGGGCCGGGCCAGUAUUUUUUUUAAUUAUUUAUAUAUUAUACAAAUUCCUAUUAAAAACAAAGUUCAAGUGCAUUUAUUUGAAAUAAGAACUACAUUUGAGAAUUGAGAAAAAAAUAACAAUACGAA
Cuscuta epithymum is the source of this 2599-nucleotide messenger RNA. The record is from the annotation of a GenBank genome assembly. Lineage: Eukaryota; Viridiplantae; Streptophyta; Magnoliopsida; Solanales; Convolvulaceae.